Panthera uncia (snow leopard) is the source of this 3351-nucleotide messenger RNA. RefSeq names its product cell death inducing p53 target 1 (gene CDIP1). Gene Ontology annotation, molecular function: zinc ion binding. Bases 2404 to 3030 code for a protein of 208 amino acids. Gene Ontology annotation, biological process: tumor necrosis factor-mediated signaling pathway; intrinsic apoptotic signaling pathway in response to DNA damage by p53 class mediator. The transcript is spliced from 7 exons. Lineage: Eukaryota; Metazoa; Chordata; Mammalia; Carnivora; Felidae. The record is from RefSeq and is a predicted model, not a curated record.
GGUGUGGGGGCCAGGCUGGGCCUCAGGUGGCCCCAUCCUGUCUCUCAGUGGGCCAAGGAGCACGUGCAGGCCUGCCCAUGCGUCUCUUGCCAGCGACCACUCGGGACCUCUCUCCUGGGCAUACCGCCCCCGUCCUUUGGGACUCUACUGAAUCUGUCCUCAGCUCCCCAGGGCCUUACUGUCCUGUGGCAGGCCAUGGCCCUUUCCGUUCUAAGGGUUUUCUUGACAAUCUCAAGGAAAUGAGUGUGCAAAGAAUCACAGUGGACAGCACGGGGGUGCUGCAGGCACAAGGUGUAUCUUACAGUCCACAGCACCUUCUCAGGAGUCUUGAGCCUUCUAAUUCAUGAGCCACCUGGCCCAAGCUGCCUCCCUCCCCCAGCCAAGGUCAGGACUGUUACUUCCAGGGCAGCCUCAAUCCUGAAAAUGCAGUCAAGGGGACACUGAUGUCCUCUGUCAUUUUGACUCGAGGCUCCUGUGACCAGGUGCCAACCAGUAACCUAACCUCCACCCUGCACACAUUUCCAGAUCCUGCUUAGUUUCAGCCUCUGGAAAGCAGUUCUGUUUCCCAAGGGUCAUUGGCUUGUAAAGUAGGAGCUGUUGGGGCUGGGGCAUCACUUUCAUCCAGGACUAAGUGGGAAAUCCCUCAGUGUCCCUAGACCUUCACUGGAAAACAGGGAAACAGGAACUGAAGGCUAAAGAGAAGCCAUUGAAAACACCUGACACUGUGAUUGUAAGGAUGUGUGACCCUAGGUGUGACAGGAGCAUGCUUACUUUCUCAAGGUGGGGGUGUUAGGAGGGCUGCCCCGUGGGACUGAGGGGGACAGGUUAGCACCCGUAGCAAGCACCCCGGGAGUGUCCAGAGACUGCCUCACCAGGUCCUCACUCAGGAACAUCUCUUGGACUUCUGAGGUUGUGCAAGGUGUGGGGGGGUCUGUGUUCCUGGAGUACACUGCCCUUGAAGCCUGCAUGGGGCGUGCCCCUGACUGGGGUGCCUGCACUGUGACUCUGUGACAUGACCACUUCGUUUAAGAAUUGUCCUUUUUGGGGGGCACCUAGGUGGCUCAGUUGGUUAAGUGUCUGACUCUUGGUUUCAGCUCAGGUCAUGAUCUCACGGUUUGUGAGAUUGAGCUCCGCAUCUGGCUCCACGCUGACAGCACAGAGCCUGCUUGGGAGUCUCUCCCUUCCUCUCUGCCUCUCCCCUGCUCACUCGCUCUGUCUCAGAUAAACAAACUUAACAACAAAAAGAAUCACCCUUCUUGUGUGAUGCGCUUUGGCUCACGGAGGGCACCUCUGCUCCCGUAUGGAGUCCUGGUGUCCUGGGUGCCCCGUCUCUCUGCCCUCACACCCGUGCGCUGCUGGGGACCGAACUGGGAGACUGAGAGGCCAGUCUUGGGUUUCCAGGACUGCAUGUUGACUUCACUGAGCUCCCAGGACCCCUGGCCCCCAGACCCCCCUCUUCUGUUGGGAACUGCAAACCGACGGGGACGGGGUCUGGCGGCCUUCCCUAGCCUCUGGUGAUACAUGCUCCGACCAGGGUGUGAUCUCAGAUUACACGUUUGCAUUUGUAGCUUAAUUUGAGCAGUGUGCAUUUUUAUUGGAAAACUGUUGUGCUUUUGGACAUGUGGGUUGGUUUUUUUUUUUUUUUUAAGAUCAUAGCAGUCUUACAGUUUUUAUUACACCUCACAUGAUGCAGUUUUGUGGCAUGCACAUUGGUUUUAUAUUGGGAGGUGCUGGGGGGUGGAGAUUGAAUUCCAGAAAAGUUGAUGAUCCGUUUUUCAGAAACCUUUUUCCAUACCGAAGGGGCCUACCCCAGUCUCUGCCACAGGUCAGUUCCAGAAGGCAGCUGGAGGAUGGUUCGGUUUGGAUGUAGAGGGGAGGGGAGGGAGUAGGGGUGAGACAGGGGAGCAAUAGAGCCCUGCUGUGCAAGGGAGGCAUGGAGGCAGGUGGUGGUAUGGUCUGUGGCCCGAGUGGCAGUGUCCCUGUGCACACUGCAGGUGUCCAUGUGGCUGGCAGCUGUGCCUGCUCUAGGAACAGCAGUUGACUCAGUCGGGUGGGUACCAGGGGAGGGCCUUGCCCUGUGUGGCGGGCUCGUGCCAUCAUUAUGACGGUGGAAUUCCAGAAGCAGAAUCUCGUGCUCUCAGAAACCAUGGAAUUAGAUCUAGAUGGUGAAAAGGCAGGCCACUCUUGUGUCUUCAGAGGUGGCACAAGUGUGCAUGUGGCCCCGGGACACGGGGGUGCCUGGAAGACCCAGACUGGUUCCUCUCUCCCAGCACCCGAGAAGCUCUUCUUCCUGGCUGGGUCCCUGCUCCCCAGAGGCCUGCGUGUCUGCGUGGCAGUGGAAGGAGCCUCUCCUGCUUCCCCUUCUGAGUGCCUGGGAUUCGAGGCCCAGGAGAAGCAGCAGAGAUGUCCAACGAGCCACCCCCUCCUUAUCCUGGAGGCCCCACGGCCCCCCUUCUGGAGGAGAAGAGUGGAGCCCCACCUACCCCAGGCCGCACCUCCCCAGCUGUGAUGCAGCCCCCACCAGGCAUGUCGAUGCCCCCCGCAGACAUCGGUCCCCCACCCUAUGAGCCACCAGGUCACGCGAUGCCUCAGCCCGGCUUCAUCCCCCCGCACAUGAAUGCAGACGGCACGUACAUGCCUCCAGGUUUCUACCCUCCUCCAGGCCCCCACCCACCCAUGGGCUACUAUCCGCCAGGGCCCUAUCCGCCAGGGCCCUAUCCUGGCCCUGGGGGCCACACUGCCACAGUCCUAGUUCCUUCAGGGGCCGCCACCACGGUGACGGUGCUGCAGGGAGAGAUCUUUGAAGGUGCGCCUGUACAGACGGUAUGUCCCCACUGCCAGCAGGCCAUCACCACCAAGAUCUCCUAUGAGAUUGGCCUGAUGAACUUCGUGCUGGGCUUCUUCUGCUGCUUCAUGGGGUGUGAUCUGGGCUGCUGCUUGAUCCCUUGCCUCAUCAACGAUUUCAAGGACGUGACGCACACGUGCCCCAGCUGCAAAGCCUACAUCUACACCUACAAGCGCCUGUGCUAACGGAGCCGGGACUGGACUCCCUGCUCAGGUACUGCAGCAGGAGCAGCUGUGGCACUGGACUGGGACAGGCUGGGGAUGAGGAAGGAGCAGCCACACGUGGCGGAAGUGCCCUGGUGGACACCUGCCCUGGGCCUGAGCCCACACUGUAUUUCCUGGUUUGUCUGUGAACUUGAUCACGUGGACCGCUGUACCCGCCGCCCCUCUCCUCGUCUCGCACUGCCACUGCAUGGCCUCCUGUCACUGUGAAUCAUGGCUGCUCUCAGUUUGUAGUUUCUCAUUAAAUUGGCCCUUUCACUCCCCUGCCCUGGGCCUCUGCUCUCU